Molecule: messenger RNA, 876 nt
Organism: Rosa rugosa (rugosa rose)
Lineage: Eukaryota; Viridiplantae; Streptophyta; Magnoliopsida; Rosales; Rosaceae
Exons: 2
Coding region: 1-876 (291 amino acids)
Molecular function (GO): RNA-DNA hybrid ribonuclease activity; nucleic acid binding
Source: RefSeq, a predicted model, not a curated record
AUGGCAGGUACACUGUUAAAUCAGGUUACCAUUGGAUACAUUCUAAUGGCUCUUUCCCCUCAAACAACACUACUGGAUGUCUGGAUCAUCCCAUGUCAUAAACAGUCGGGUUUGGAAGAUGGUAUGGAAAAUAGACACUCUCCCAAGGAUCAAAAUUUUCAUGUGGAAGCAAGUGAGAAGAAGUGGGUACUUACAUUGGUGAGUUUUCUGUGCUGGGCAAUAUGGAAAGCACGUUGUGAUUAUGUGUAUCGACAUCGGCAACCUUCCCCAUCACAAGUCCUCUGCUAUGCGGUGAGUCUGGCAUGCGAGUUUUUGGAGGCCUCGGUCCAGAAUCGGAUUGGUGGAGCUCCCCUCUCCGACAACAUUAAUCAAUGGACCCUUCCCCCACAAAAUGCAGCUGCAAUUAACUGUGAUGCUUCUUGGAAGAGUCCAUCGACUGGAGGACUGGGAACCAUAAUUAGAGAUUACAGAGGCAUGGUAAUUUGUGGAGCUACUUUCAACACGUGCAGUGGAUCAGUGAUUAUUGCUGAAGCACAGGCCAUCCUUUUGGAUUUGAACCUGGCAAUUGAGCACAAUUUGAAGAGAGUCAGAGUAGAAUCUGAUUCUUUAGAAGCAAUCACCAAACUAAGGAAAGCCAACUCCUGCGGGAAUUGGAGGAUUUCCCCUAUCAUUGGUGAAAUUCAUAAAAAAAGUCAGUUUUUUGAUCACAUUACCUGGGAUUGGAUUCCCCGUGAAGCGAAUCGAGUCGCCCAUGAGGCGGCCUCGCUUGCCAUCCAGUCGGUGGGUCUUAACAGAUGGGCCAACAGGCCACCACCUUCCCUCUCCACGGUACUUCGGAAUGACGGUCUCCCAUGCCCACAUGGAAAUGACUCUUGA